AUCGCUUCUUGUCUUCGCGUAGCUGCACAGUCAGACGUACUCUUAGGCCCUAUCGGUCAAUUCAAUUAUCUGAACCGAGAUCAUUCGUUCACGAUGGAGACUCUAUACAAGCAACUGAAACAGCUGAUGCGCACGUGUCCGCUCGAGGGUCGGCUCGCGAAAUUCAUCCCGGCUGACGAACUAGAUAAGAUCACGCUUGCACACAUUCAAGCAGGGUUGCCAACGAGAAGACGGUUCUUCUCCUCUUGUAUUUCUGACAAAGUUGCCGCAGAAGCAAAGAGGAUCUUUUGUGUUCUCGUUCUCAUGGAGGAGUCUGCUGCUAUGGAGCAGCUCAUCAACGAAGGCAUCACUGACGAGGACCUACCACUUUGUCGGAACGGCGAUGACAGCGACGACAGUGAGUACAACGUACUCGCUUCUGUGAGUGGUAACAAGAGGUUUCCCUCAUCCAUGUCAUGGGGAGAAGGGGACAAGGUCGACAACUUUCUCAAGAAGCAAUGGGUAGUCCAGGCACCAAUCCUCGACAAACCUGGCUUGCAUUUUGUCCUUGAACCGGAGUGCGCUUUGCCAUUGACAGAAUGUGAAACGGAACUUGCGCAAGGCGGCAUGGGUGUAGUCCACAAGGCUAAGCUACACCCGGCGCAUCAGCACCUCUUUCCGGCAGAUGCCGAGGCCUACGUCGCUAUCAAGGAGUUCCACAAGAAAGAGGACUUUACCAGAGAGAAGAACAACCUUGACAUCAUCCAACGACUACAGAACGGGCACUUGAUCCCCCUGUUAGCUUCCUGCGAAAGGGGUUCUAGUUAUUACCUUCUGUUUCCUUGGGCGAACGGUGGCACGCUGAGAGACUUCUGGGGAGAACAUGACUGCAAACCCAGAACAACAGGCCUCAUUCGAUGGGCCCUUGAGCAAAUUCUAGGUCUUGUCGACGGUAUUCGUGCACUUCACAACCACAACAUUCGUCACGGCGACAUCAAACCACAGAAUAUCCUGGUCUUUGAAGAACACCAAGGAGCCAACCUAGCAACACUGGUUCUCGCAGACAUGGGUGUUUCCAAGUUUCAUAAAGAAGCGACUGACUUGAGAAACUCAGCGACAAUGACAGCGGAAUCGACAGUCUCUUACGAAGCCCCCGAGGCAGACGACGACCAACGGAAUAACAGACCCAGGCCUCGCCGGUAUGACAUGUGGUCUGCGGGCUGCAUGUUUCUCGAAUUCACCGUCUGGCUUGUGUAUGACUUUGCAGCAGUCAACGGAUUCCACAAAAAGAGGAAAGACCAAAACGAUCCAGUUUCGCCAGGCAACUUCUUUUCACGCGAACCGGGCCAAUCUACAGGAAUUCAUCCAGCAGUUACCGAAGCCGUUCGACAUCUACGAGAGCAUCCUCUGUGUAAACACGGGACUGCCCUCGGGGAUCUGGUGACUGUCAUUAACGAUCGUCUUCUUCAGAUUAAGCCUGGAGAUCGCGCCAAAGCGCCAGAGCUAUACGACAGAGUCAAGGCAAUUGUUGAUGCCGCAGCUGCCAAGCCCGAGUACUUGGGUCAAGAGGUGAAGCCGCCUCUGCCUACCCCCGGGUUCUUCAGCCCACCAGGAUCUCGAAAAGGCUCAUCGUCAUAA
Messenger RNA from Fusarium falciforme, 1617 nucleotides. RefSeq names its product Protein kinase domain-containing protein. Gene Ontology annotation, biological process: peptidyl-serine phosphorylation; peptidyl-threonine phosphorylation. The transcript has 2 exons. The record is from RefSeq and is a predicted model, not a curated record. The coding region runs from base 94 to 1617 and encodes 507 amino acids. Gene Ontology annotation, molecular function: protein serine/threonine kinase activity; ATP binding. NCBI's taxonomy places the organism in Eukaryota, Fungi, Ascomycota, Sordariomycetes, Hypocreales, Nectriaceae.